This is a messenger RNA of Ustilaginoidea virens, 750 nucleotides long. RefSeq lists its product as uncharacterized. Bases 1 to 750 code for a protein of 249 amino acids. NCBI's taxonomy places the organism in Eukaryota, Fungi, Ascomycota, Sordariomycetes, Hypocreales, Clavicipitaceae. The transcript has 2 exons. The record is from RefSeq and is a predicted model, not a curated record.
AUGGCCUGGUCCCGUCAAGCUCGACUGGCUCCACAAACGAAGGCCUCCUUCGUGACGGCCCUCGCCGCCGCCGGCGCGUCGUGCGUGUCCGCCAUCCUCGGCGGCACCCCCGUCCCGGCCGGCAAGUACCCCUGCCUGGUCAGCCUGCCCCGCGGGUCCAAGUGUCCCCUGCCGCGAGGCCGCCUGCUCCGGCGUCCUGCUGCGUGCACGACGCGGACCCAGCCCGACAGCCUGGUGGUCAUCGUCGACCCCUCGGGCCGCAUGCGCGUGGGCAACGGGCACCAGCGUCCGCGCACCUUGCCCUGGGUUGGGUACUCGUGGCCCGGGUCCUACGUCCACCGCAGCCGGGAGCACGAGGCCAUCCUCGAGUUCGCCGUGCCCGUAUUCAGCCCGCGCGUGUGCCGCAAGCGCGUGCGGCCCGUCCUGGCCGAGGUCGGCGCCGACAACUUCUGCGGCGAGGGGCGCGCCGCCGGCAGCGCGGGGCAUGGAGACGGCCAGCGACAUUGGCGGGCCCUUCGUGGUCAACGGCGCCGUGGUGGGCAUCGCCUCCUUCAGCGCCGCCAGGGGGGGCCCGACUGCCACCCCGGCGUGGCGACGAGCAUGUUUGAGCAGAUGCGCUUCGUGGCCAACUCUUACGAGCGCAACGAGGUGCCGUAUCCGUAUCCGUAUCCGUAUCCCGAGGACGAGGUCGCGCCUGGAAGAGCGCGCAGGAGGGGCGCGAGGCGGGAGAGAGGAGAAGCCUGUGACUAA